AUGGCGUCCCGCUUCUUUGCCGCCAGCGACAGCUCCUCGGACGAGUCCAGCGAGGAGGAGCUCUACUCCAACGACGAGGAGUCUGAGCAGGACAACUCGGACCAGGACUCGGACGAUGACGACUCGGAUUCGGAUUCGUCGUCGGGUUCCGAGACAGGAGGUGCCAACCGCUUCUUGAAGGAUGCGGACAGCGAGAGCGAGAGCGACAACGAGGACAUCAACAAGGUGCUGAAGAGCGCCAAGGACAAACGCUUCGACGAGCUGGAGGCUACGAUACGGCAGAUUGAGAAUGCGCAGAAGAUCAACGACUGGGCCGUUAUUUCAGACCUCUUCGACAAGCUCAACCGCCAGGUGCCCGCGCUCAUCAAGCAAAAUGAUGGCAAGGUACCUAAGCUCUAUGUGCAGGCUAUUGCCGACCUCGAGACGAUCGUCCUGGAGACGCACGAGAAGCAAAAGGUCACACCCAAGAAGAUGAAUGCCAUCAACACCCGUGGCUUCAACGCAGUGCGCCAAAAGGUCAAGAAGCACAACCGCGAAUUCCAGCGUGACAUCGACGCCUACAGGGAGAACAAGGACGAUUUCAUGCGCGAGGUUGACGAGGUCGAGGCCGCUCCCAAGGAAAAGAAGAAGAAGAACAAAAUCCCUCAGCUCGGCACCGAGAUUGUCGACGAGGCUACCGAAGACGGUUUCAUCACGGUCGGAGCCGGCGGCAAGGCUGUCCUCUACACAGCUGAGGGCAUCCUCAAGCACUUGCGUGCCAUUGUCGAGCAGCGUGGUCGCAAAAACGCAGACAAGCUCGAGCACAUUCGCACCUUGGAGAAGCUGUUGGACGUCUCCGUCAACGACUACCAGCGUGUGCGUGUUCUCCUCACCCUCAUCUCGACCCGCUUCGACUUGACCUCUGGUACCGCUAGCCACAUGAACCAAGAACAAUGGAAGUUGGCCGACCAAGAGCUCGGCAAGCUUCUCCAGAUCCUCGAGAACAGCGAGGAGAUUGUCGUCAUCGAGAAUGCCGAGGAGUGGGAGGAUGACGAGAAGCUGCCCACCAUCACCCCAGGCCAGAUUUUCCGCGUCCCCGGAAGCGUCGUGUCUUUUGUGGAGAGGCUUGAUGACGAGCUCACCCGCUCGCUGCAACACAUUGACCCACACACGGCAGAGUACGUGGAACGGCUCACAGACGAGGCUCUGCUCUACGCCCAGCUCGUCCGCACUCUCAUCUACGUCGAGGGCCUGAAGAAGAAUGCGAGCUUGGAGCUGCCACAAGAGCCUCUGAACCGCAUUGUCAUGCGGAGAUUAGAGCAUGUCUACUUCAAGCCAUCGCAAGUCAUCACCAUCCUCGAGAACAAUGUAUGGAAGGCCAUACCAGAGAGCCUCGACUCCGAAAUUACCCCCCGCGCCAUCUCCAACGACACCGCCUCCCUCGUCCAGACCCUCUGCACAUACCUCUUCCAGAACAGUGAAGGCAUCAUCCGUGCCCGGGCGAUGCUCUGCCAGAUCUACUUCUUGUCUCUCCAUGACCAGUACUACAAGGCUCGCGACAUGAUGCUCAUGUCUCACUUGCAGGAGACGAUCAGCAACUUCGACGUCAACACCCAGAUUCUCUUCAACCGCGCCCUCGUCCAAGUCGGCCUCUGUGCAUUCCGCGCUGGACUUGUGUACGAGGCCCAGACAUCGUUGCAGGAGAUCUGCGGGAGCAACCGGCAGAAGGAAUUGCUCGCACAGGGUCUGCAGAUGCAGAGAUACUCACAGAUUUCGCCCGAGCAGGAGCGACUUGAGCGUCAACGACAACUCCCAUUCCAUAUGCACAUCAAUCUCGAGCUCCUCGAGUGCGUCUACUUGACCUGCUCCAUGUUGCUUGAGAUUCCUCUGCUGGCGCAACUCGGUUCGUCACCAGAUCUCAGGAAGCGAGUGAUCAGCAAGACCUACCGUCGUCUCUUGGAAUACCAUGAGCGUCAGAUCUUCACCGGCCCGCCUGAGAACACGCGUGACCACGUCAUGCAAGCCUCCAAGGCCCUCUCUGCUGGCGAGUGGAAGAAGGCGGCCGAGUUCAUCAACGGCAUCAAGAUCUGGGAACUCAUGGCCAACUCUGAGCAAAUCAAGGAGAUGCUGUCUGCACAGAUUCAAGAAGAAGGCCUCCGUACCUAUCUCUUCACCUACGCGCCCUUUUACGAUACCCUCUCCAUCUCCACCCUUGCAGGAAUGUUUGAGAUCUCAGAACGCAAGGUCUCGGCUGUCGUGUCCAAGAUGAUCUCGCAUGAGGAGCUCGGAGCGGCACUGGAUCAGGUCAACUCAGCCAUCAUCUUUAGGAAGGGUGUUGAGCUCUCGAGACUCCAGACUCUGGCACUGAGCUUGUCGGAUAAGGCGAGCGGCCUAAUCGAGAGCAAUGAGAAGACGCUCGAGCAACGCACACAGGGUACUGCCAAUGCUUUCGAGAGGCAAGGUGGACGUGGUGGUCGUGGAGGACGGGGUGGUGGUCGUGGUGGUGGCGGAGGACGCGGAGGCGGUGGCCCGAGAGGUGGACGGAAUCAGCAAUUUACUGGUGGUGCACUUGGAAGGGCAAUUCAGGCCUAA
Molecule: messenger RNA, 2571 nt
Organism: Plenodomus lingam JN3
Lineage: Eukaryota; Fungi; Ascomycota; Dothideomycetes; Pleosporales; Leptosphaeriaceae
Source: RefSeq, a predicted model, not a curated record